GGAAGCCGUGUGUGCAAGCCCCGGGUGCAGUAUCUGCCAUCCAGUGCAAAAAUAUACAAAACUCUAAAAUCACCGUGAGACCACAUACAGCAAACAUGAAUGAUAUUUCCCAAAAGGCUGAGAUUCUGCUUUCUUCAUCUAAACCUGUCCCAAAAACCUAUGUGCCAAAACUUGGCAAGGGUGAUGUAAAGGAUAAGUUUGAAGCCAUGCAGAGAGCCAGGGAAGAAAGAAAUCAAAGGAGAUCUAGAGAUGAAAAACAAAGAAGAAAAGAACAAUAUAUUAGAGAGAGAGAAUGGAACAGGAGAAAGCAGGAGAUUAAAGAAAUGCUUGCUUCUGAUGAUGAGGAAGAGGUAUCUUCGAAAGUAGAAAAGGCUUAUGUCCCAAAGCUAACAGGAACUGUUAAAGGUAGAUUUGCUGAAAUGGAGAAACAAAGACAAGAGGAACAAAGAAAGAGAACGGAGGAGGAACGAAGACGCAGAAUUGAGCAGGAUAUGUUAGAGAAGAGGAAGAUCCAACGUGAAUUAGCAAAAAGGGCUGAGCAGAUUGAGGACAUAAACAAUACGGGAACUGAAUCAGCACGAGAGGAAGGAGACGAUUCACUACUUGUAACAGUGGUACCUGUCAAAUCACACAAAAGUUCUGGAAAGAUGAAGAAUUUUGAGGAUCUAGAGAAAGAACGAGAAGAAAAAGAAAGGGUCAAACAUGAAGAAGAUAAAAGAAUAAGAUAUGAAGAACAACGGCGAUCUCUCAAGGAAGCAAAGAGUCUUUCAUUGGUCAUGGAUGAUGAACUAGAAAGUGAGGCAAAAAAAGAAUCCCUUUCUCCUGGAAAACUGAAACUAACUUUUGAAGAAUUGGAAAGACAAAGACAAGAAAACCGAAGGAGGCAAGCUGAAGAGGAAGCAAGACAACGUUUAGAAGAAGAGAAACGUGCUUUUGAAGAAGCAAGGCGGCAAAUGGUAAAUGAAGAGGAGGAAAACCAAGACACAGAAAAAAUUUUAAAAGGGUACCGCCCUGGUAAACUCAAACUCAGUUUUGAAGAAAUAGAAAGACAAAGGAGAGAAGAUGAAAAAAGGAAGGCAGAAGAAGAAGCCAGGAGGAGAAUAGAGGAAGAAAAGAAGGCAUUUGCUGAAGCAAGGAGAAGCAUGGUAGUAGAUGAUGACUUCCCAGAGAUGUAUAAAACAAUUUCUCAAGAAUCUCUUACACCGGGAAAACUGGAAAUUAAUUUUGAAGAAUUACUAAAACAAAAAAUGGAAGAAGAAAAACGACGAACAGAGGAGGAAAGGAAGCAUAAGCUAGAGAUGGAAAAACAGGAAUUUGAACAACUGAGACAAGAAAUGGGAGAGGAAGAGGAAGAACAUGAAACCUUUGAAUUGAGUAGGGAAUAUGAAGAAUUAAUCAAAUUGAAAAGAAGUGGCUCUAUUCAAGCCAAAAAUCUAAAAAGCAAGUUUGAAAAGAUUGGACAAUUGUCUGAAAAAGAAAUACAGAAAAAAAUAGAAGAAGAACGAGCAAGAAGGAGAGCAACUGACCUCGAAAUUAAAGAGCGAGAAGCAGAAAACUUUCAUGAGGAAGAAGAUGUCGAUGUCAGGCCUGCAAAAAAAAGUGAGGCCCCAUUUACUCAUAAAGUGAACAUGAAAGCUAGAUUUGAACAAAUGGCUAAGGCAAGAGAAGAAGAAGAACAAAGAAGAAUUGAAGAGCAAAAGUUACUACGGAUGCAGUUUGAACAAAAGGAAAUUGAUGCGGCACUACAAAAGAAAAGAGAAGAGGAGGAGGAAGAAGAGGGUGGUAGCAUCAUGAAUGGCUCUACUGUUGAAGAUGAGGAGCAAACGAGAUCAGGAGCUCCGUGGUUCAAGAAGCCUCUAAAAAACACAUCGGUUGUAGACAGUGAGCCAGUUAGAUUUACUGUUAAAGUAACAGGAGAACCCAAACCGGAAAUUACAUGGUGGUUUGAGGGAGAAAUACUGCAGGAUGGAGAAGACUACCAAUAUAUUGAAAGAGGAGAAACUUACUGUCUUUAUUUACCAGAAACUUUCCCAGAAGAUGAAGGAGAGUAUAUGUGUAAAGCAGUCAACAACAAAGGCUCUGCAGCUAGUACCUGUAUUCUUACAAUUGAAAGUAAGAAUUAAUCACUUAAUCUAGAACUUUUAUUCUAUUUAAAUUUUUUUCCUUUAAAAAAAAAAAUCACUUUUCUUCUUCUCUUUUUUAGCUGACGACUACUAGCUCCCCUUCCCUCUCCCUGGAACUUUCUCCCCCCCCCACCCCCGACUUUCUUACUACACCCAUGUUUUCUGUGGCGGGGCCAAAACGGAAACCAGAAGUGCCACUAUGUUGACUUUUUAUUCCUUUUCAUAACAGUCUUCAAAACACAAGCUCAUCUAAGGAAUAACUUCUUCCUUUCCAAAUGAUCACCAGAUUCAUCGCCAUAUUAUGCAGAAGUUAAGGUGUAUCUAAUGGGGUAAAGUGGAAAAUUUACUCAAUUAUUAAAAUACAUUAUUUUGCAUGAAAGAAUGUCAUUUAUGAGCUAUUUUCACCUAAAAUUAGUCCAAGAUAGUAAAGACUUAAUGAAUUUGGAACCUAUCAAUUUGAGUUUUCCUUAAUACAUCAUUUUCCUUGUAGCUUCAAAGUCUUUCUGAAGCAGAGAGGGGAAAGGGGUGCCAAUUCCUUUCAAGGGAAAGGGGGAGCAUGGAGAACAAAAGGAGGACUUUAAAAACAAUUGCCAGAGAAAAUUUAAUGGAAACCACGGCCUACAGAGUUCUGAAUGUUGAGAAUAUUAACAUGUACUUUUCAAAUGUGUGUAAUACAUAUUCAAGCUUAGAAAGCAAAUUUAUGUUGUGACCUUGCCUGAACAAAUUAUCUUUUAGUGAGAAAACUUUGUAUCAGUAGUUUAUGCAGGAGAAAACACUUUUAACAUAAUGAACGAUUUUAAGAUCUAAGAAAAAAAAUGGCACAAUCUUCAAUUUUAAAAUCUGGUCUUCAAGUUUGUAAAUAAUUAACUACCAUGUUCUAGUACCAAGUUGUUUUAUAUUUUAGUUUUCUGGAAGACAAUUUUACAAUGUAAACUCAAUAAAGUAACUUCUGUAUUAAAAAAUAAAGUCAAUAUUUUAGAA
This is a messenger RNA of Callorhinus ursinus (northern fur seal), 3104 nucleotides long. The record is from RefSeq and is a predicted model, not a curated record. Lineage: Eukaryota; Metazoa; Chordata; Mammalia; Carnivora; Otariidae.